UGUGUCGAGAGAGUUAGCAGCACUCGCGAAGGUUCGCGUUUGCGCGAACCCCAAGACGGUGAAACGUGACGCAGAAUUGUACGCUGGCGGCGGCUGGGCCGCAGAGGAAAGUUCGCGCUCUGCGGGCUUUUGGGGAUUCCCGCGAAGCGCGGCCAGGGUGCCGCGAAAGCUCCGAAAGGCGACUGUAAGAGGGAUAGAAGGCACACGCGACUUCUCGUUCCAACAUUAUCUCGGACAGAUUAAUUCUCCCUAUACCGUUAUGGAGACUCUUGAGUCGAGUCGCGUCUGCCGCCUUUGCGGCAAGCAAUCCGGUAUCUCAAUUAACAUUUUCGACAAGAAUGAGAACCAUGUGAAGAAAAUCAACGCCGUUCUCCCGAUCAUGGUACACGAAAUGGACCUGUUGCCGAAACACAUGUGUCAUCGGUGCAGUUACAAGCUGGAGGAGUUUCACAAGUUCUACGUGGACUGUCUGAAAACCGAUGCGGAUCUGAAGAGUCAGUUGUCCUGGAUGCAAAAGGAGGACUCGAAGGAGAGAGUGGGCGUACCGAUGGUGCAUAUAGAGAACAUCAGGAUCAAAAUAGAGCCGCCGGAUUACGACGCCUACGAAAUCAACCCCAUUGUCGACAACGUAAACUAUAUGAACUCUGUCACGUUCCCGGUAAACGGUGUUCGAUCCGACGAUAUUCCCGAUGGUAUAACGUACACGACGUAUGCACGUUGCGGUUGUUACUGUGAUAAAGCGGACCAAAGUAAUCAGACUGUACCUACGAAUUAUGAGAACAGGAUAUCGGAUUGUGGCAGAAUAAACGACGUUAGGGAAGAUAACACGAGGGGAAUGUUGAAUUGUGAAAGAAUCGAGGAACGAUCGAGUAUACAAACGCUUGGUAAGAAGACUAAGGAUCUAAGAAGAUCUAGGCCAAAUUUAUCAAAUUUCAGCCGUUCUAAAGGUAAAUCUGCUAGUACAAACGUGAACGUUCAAAAGUGUACGAUUGUUCGUAAUUUAAGGCCUAGAAAGGGUUCUGUGGAUUACAGACAGACUAGAAAAAAACUUUCUACGGUUUCAGCGCUGAAUAACGGUAGUAGGUCGAAGAACGAAGAGGCGAGGAUGACGACGACACUUUCGACGGGGUUAGAAGUAACGCAGAUUAAAGUGGAGAAAUUGGACGAUUUCGGGGGACGUGUUUUGAGGCCAAGGAAGGGUACGGUUGACUAUAUUGGACCAAAACGAAAGUACUCGAGAUCUUCGAUCAAGAAGGAAAGGUUGCAUAGUGACGAACGUUCGUCUGAAAAAACGAAGGUUCCGAAUAUAGCGAGUAAAUUGAAGCCGUCAUCGAAACGGGUGCCGAAAUUGUUAGAUAAUAGUAUUAAAUUAUCUAUAAAAAAGGAACAACUCUCUGAUCUCGAAGAUAUGGUGCUUGACGAAUCUAUAUCGGCUGUUAUAUUGCCGGAAAAGCAUGUUUUAAACGAUCACGUUGAUACAGUGCCUAACGACCACAUCACCAAUAUACACAACGAUAGGGUUAAUUGUAGUAGUACGUAUAGUGCACAGCACGUCGGCAAUUUUAGCGUAGGCAACAAGUGGAAAUGCUUGAGAAGCAUGUCGAAGCAUAAGUUGAAGUCAAGGAAGAUCAGUUUGAAUCGGUUCGAAACAGAGAUAAAUUAUCCGCCGAAAUAUUUGAGAAGCCAAGAUGUCUAUCUGAGAAGCGGGAAGAUAAGGAAGCUCGAUAACGCGAACGUAUCGGCGAAGAAAUUACGAAGAAGCCUGCGAAAUCUAACGGACAGAGGCAAAAUGACGAGGAAUCUAAUGAAAGCGAUCAGAGGCACUGUUACAGCGAUCAAACUGCUUGAUAACAUCAAGCACUAUUGUGAAGAAUGUAACACGCAUUUCACAAACAAAGAAUUGUUCAAACUGCACGCGUGCUAUGGACAUUGA
Messenger RNA from Habropoda laboriosa, 1933 nucleotides. RefSeq lists its product as uncharacterized. Gene Ontology annotation, molecular function: zinc ion binding. The transcript has 2 exons. The record is from RefSeq and is a predicted model, not a curated record. The coding region runs from base 260 to 1933 and encodes 557 amino acids. Gene Ontology annotation, cellular component: nucleus. NCBI's taxonomy places the organism in Eukaryota, Metazoa, Arthropoda, Insecta, Hymenoptera, Apidae.